Molecule: messenger RNA, 2220 nt
Organism: Besnoitia besnoiti
Lineage: Eukaryota; Apicomplexa; Conoidasida; Eucoccidiorida; Sarcocystidae
Exons: 17
Coding region: 1-2220 (739 amino acids)
Biological process (GO): DNA-templated DNA replication; DNA repair
Cellular component (GO): DNA replication factor C complex; nucleus; membrane
Molecular function (GO): DNA clamp loader activity; ATP binding; DNA binding
Source: RefSeq, a predicted model, not a curated record
AUGACGCCACUCUCCAAUUCACCCUGCCUGAUCGCCCCCGACUUCGGCUUGAUUGGCGGGAGGCGAGCGCGACGCAUUUCGUGCUUGGCGGCGGGCUCACUUGGGCUGGUGGUAGGCAUGUUGCUCGCAGCCACGUCUGCGUUCGCUUACUCGCAGCCGCCUUCAUUCUUGGGGACGUUGGCUGUUGAGGAGAAGAAAUCCUUCUGUGAGGAAAAUGGUACUGUCAUGUCGUGCGUUUGUGACUCGGAGAAAAUUGAAAAAGAGCUGGAAGCGACUCUCUCCGGAGAGGUGCCAGAGCUACAGGUAACUUGCAAGGGCCGUGUUAAGUUUAAGCCAGAGCCGUCGAAGACGGCAUUGGUGUGUCCGGCUGACACACCGGACCUUAGCAAAGUCGCAACGACUCGAGACAGUGAUGGAAAGGCCUGCUUCGAACUGGCUGCACUGCUUUCUGGGGACGUUAGCAAGGUAGCGUGGGAACAGGAACCGGAAACACAAAAGAUGGUCCUGCACAUUCCGAAAGACGUUUUCCCCCACGCCAAGAAAAAGUUCAUGGUAGGCUGCGCCGAAACUACCGACAGUCAGUGCAAAAUGACAGUGACGCUGAAGGCGAAGGCGACCGAAACAAAAGGGCAGACGGUGACGUGCGCGUACGGGUUCGACAGCAACAAAACAACCCAAAACAUAAUGUUGACUCCCGAGCAGCGCCUCUUCACUCUCGUUUGCGGGGCUGACGGAGAAGCCCUCCCUCUAGAGUAUGCCAAGACAUACUGCCCCGUUGUCAACACAACAAAUGAAGCACAAGAGAAAUGUGACGGCAAAUACCCUUCUAUUCUCCCUUCCUACGAAGAGGGGUGGUGGAAGACAGGAGAUGGCAACAGCGUGUCACUUGAGGUCCCAGAUGGCGACUUCCCGGAGAAGGAAGCAAGGAUUUUGGUUGGCUGUCGGCUAAAGAACAGCAAAGGCCCGGUGCUGGUGAAGUCCACGGCCAGCCCGCAGGAACCGAGCGUUUGUACCGUGGAAGUUACGAUCGAGGGAGGUCUUGCUCCGUGUGUGGCGGAGACACCGUCGGAUGAAGCUGCCAGCAGCGCCGCCGCACGCUCUGCGGAACCUGCUGACCGUGCUCUGCCGUGGGUGGAAAAGUUUCGCCCCGAGCGUCUGGACGAGGUGCUUUCCCACGACGACAUCAUCCGGACAAUCCGGCACUACGUGGAGCGCGGCCAGCUCCCUCACCUUCUCUUCCACGGUCCUCCCGGAACCGGCAAGACUUCAACGAUUUUGGCCGUGGCGAAAGAGUUCUACGGCAGCGCCGUGCGGACGCACGUUCUCGAGCUCAACGCUUCCGACGACCGCGGCAUCAACACCGUGCGCGAGCAGAUCAAAACCUUUGCAGAGACGUCCUCGACUUCGUUCAAGCAAGGACGCCUCGCGUUUGGCAAACCCGCGGAGAAGGACGAGGCGGCGGGAGGCGCGCCGAACAGAGAAAAGAAAGACGCCGGCGGGUCAGGCGCGACCCCCACGCUCAAGUUGAUCAUCCUCGAUGAAGCGGAUCAAAUGACAAACGCUGCGCAGAACGCUCUGCGAAGAAUCAUGGAGGCCUACGCCCGGAACGUUCGCUUCUGCCUGAUUUGCAACUUCAUCAAUAAAAUUACUCCCGCGAUUCAGUCCCGAUGCACAGGGUUCCGCUUCAUGCCGCUCGCCUCUCCCGCACUUCGACAGAAAGCCGCAGAUAUUGCUGAGGCUGAGGGGAUGAAACUCAGCGACGACGGCCUUUCCGCCCUCAUGCGAAUCGCCCAAGGAGACAUGCGCAGACUCCUCAACUGCAUGCAGGCUUCUCACCUGGCGCACCCCGGCGAGACGAUUUCGGCGGACAUUGUGCAUCGCACACUCGGUCUGCCGCUGCCCUUGGAAGUGGAUGCGAUGUUUGAGCGGCUUCUCGUCGCUGACUUCUUCACUUGCUGCAAAGACCUCGACGAGUUGGUUGGCACGAAAGGCUACGCGAUGCGCGACUGGAUUCUGGCCUUCCACGAAAAAGUGCUCCGCAUCGAUUGGCCUGUGAACAUUCUGAUCACCUUCAUCGGGCGACUGGCGGACCUUGAAGAGCGCUUGGCAGCAGGAGCAUCGGAGACUGUUCAGAUGCAUGCCGUCGUCGCGUCCUUCUUCGAAGCUCGCGCGGGUCUUCAAGCGGCAGCGGCAGCCACGCCCCCGGUCGCUUCGCAGUAG